Drosophila busckii is the source of this 3892-nucleotide messenger RNA. RefSeq lists its product as uncharacterized. Lineage: Eukaryota; Metazoa; Arthropoda; Insecta; Diptera; Drosophilidae. Gene Ontology annotation, cellular component: nucleus. Gene Ontology annotation, molecular function: transcription cis-regulatory region binding. The transcript is spliced from 6 exons. The record is from RefSeq and is a predicted model, not a curated record. The coding region runs from base 459 to 3596 and encodes 1045 amino acids. Gene Ontology annotation, biological process: regulation of transcription by RNA polymerase II.
UACAUAGAUACAAAUACACAUACAGCCAUUGCCAGCGGCAGUCAAACUCUUAAAGCGGCGCAAAGUUUGAGUACAAAUAGACUUUGCAAGAAGUCAACCAACCCACCAACAACAACAACACACCACAAACAACAAUUAACAGGCAGGAAGAGAGUGAAACAGCAGCAGCAGCAGCAGCAGCACAGCAGCACUACAACGACAGCAGCGAAAAGCUACAACGGGUGAGAGUGGUGGGCGAUCUGCACUUUUUUUUCAGUAAGCUAUUGACAGUUGACAACGCAAGACGUGCGCACAGUGGUGAAUAUCAACGACGGCAACGCGUCGCUGCUGCUGUCGACGGCAGUCGAUGAACGCGAAACGCAUAUAAAAAUACUAUCAAAACACAAACAGCAACAAACUAAACUAAUUUGCAUAUUAAAAGAGUGAAACAAUAGCAACAACAAGUGAAUCAAAAUAAAAUGCAACGCACCAAUAUAGAGUUUGAACGUCAACGUCAUUUGGCCAAUUGGCUAGUGAAGAGCAGUCCGCAUAUGGCUGCUGCAGCAGCGGGCGCAGCAGCAGCAGCAACAGCAACAACAACAGGAACACCCAUUAAUGCAGUUAACGCUAGCGCUGGAGCAGCGUCAGCGCAAACUGCGCCUGGCAACAGCGUAGUUGCAGCCUGUAACGGUGCCGCAGCUGUUGGUGCACAUCACGUCAUGCCGGAGGCGCGCAAGCCCAAACUGCGUCGCUUUAACUCCCACGAAACCAGCAGCAAUAUGUUCUCCGUUGCGGACUUUGAGAACGCGCGUCUGGCGCGGCGCAAUGAGAUUGAGCUGAAGCAGCGCAUGGCCAGAAGGCAACGCAAUAGCGCCAAUGGCAGCUACGGCUUGGGCAGCUACGCCUGUCCCAGCAGCAAUGGCUACAGCGGCUUCUGUGGCGGACUCAAUGGCAGCGGGGAUUACUCCACAGGUGAUAGCAAAUGCAGCAGCAGCAGUGAGGAACCAUUGCCCGCUGAGGUUUUCCUCGAGCGUUACUUGUUGCCACGUGUGGCACGCAUUUUGCACUCGAACAUAAGCAAAAGCUCCAAUGAAACGCUGCAGUCAAGCUCAUCACAUGGCUCCUCCACAGCUGCCAGCAGCAGCAGCUCAGUGGGUUUGAAGCCAGUGCAAACGAACGAUAAUACAGGCACUGGCACCACGGGCACUUCUUCAUCCAGCGGCGGCAGCAACGCUCACAAUACAACGCACAACUCGGCUGGACAUGAUGAGCUCUUCUUGCUCUACAGGAUGGUGCGACAGCGUCAGAUCUAUCAUGGCUACAAUGCCAAGUCGCAGGCAUCGCAGCGCAAGAAGGUGGUGCUGAUACCCCAGGAGUUUCCAGGCUACUUUUCGCUGCUGAACGAGAAGGGAAUGCCCACGGCGACGCAGUAUAAUUCACUGAUGCAGCUGGUGCGUGAACGUGUCUACAAGUUCGCCUCGGUGGACAACAUGGCAGCGUUUAGCGAGUCGACGAACAGUCCCAGCAGCACUAGUCCCAGUCACGAGGGUUGCCUGCCCGCGAGCAAGAGUCGUCCGCAGUACGUGAAGACGACGGCGCGGGGCGGACAAGUGUUUCGUCUGCUCGCAGUCUUUGAGGAUGGCAAGCAGGAGCAGCAACAUGGACUCAAUCAGUCGAGCUUGAGCAGCAACAACAGCAAAUCACAGCUGGGCAGGGAGAAGGAAAAGGGACGCUAUGCGCAGCUGUUGAAUGAGCAGCGUCAAGUGCUCUACGUGCCGCUCUCGACCAAAGGCAAGUUCUAUGAGAUUGAGCCUGGGAUACCGCAGCUGCUGCAGAAGCUUGGAGAUGCGCAGCGCAAGAUGCAUCCGGAGUGUGUGCAUCGUCUGGGAGCGCUGAUGACUGCAGCGAAGCAAUUACCAUUGAUGCUGCGCUAUAUAACGGGACCGGCGGGCGCAGAGAUUCCCGAUCAGCUGUGCAUUACCCAAGUGACAAAGGAGGAUGUGAUCAUAGCCUGUCCCAUUGAGGAGCUGGAUGCGCAGCCUCAGCAGCUGCAGCUGCGCAAGCUUUACCUAAAUCCCGAUAUGCAGCUGCUCAAGUGUCUGCUGGGCUUUGAGUCGGAGCAGCGCAUGCUGGCGAAUGCCCAAGUGCAGAAUAUGCUGAAGUUCUGUCAGUUCAACUGCGAUCAGUUUCUGAAGCAGGUGGAGGUGGAGCUGCUGCAGCGCCAGGAACGCUCGGGCAGCAAAACACGCGAGGGUUUGAAGAUCUUGAAGCCGCUGCAUUUGCCCAAGCUGCUGCGACGCGAGAAGAGCAGCAUGGCAGCCACAUCUGCGCAUGAGAAAGAGGAUUCGAUUAUAUUCCUCAGCAAGAACGACUUGGAGCAGCUGGAGGCCAGCAGAGAGAUUUCACCGCAGAGCACCAAUCGCAUUACCGAACGCAUGAAGGUGUUCCAAACAACCAAAAAGAAAUGGUUCCGCAAGCAGCAGCAGCAGCAGCAACAACAGCAGCAGGAGGACAAGCUGCCCACGGAGGAGCUGCAGCUGGACGUGCAGGCCAAGCGCAUGAGCAUGGAACGCUAUACGGACAUGUCCAAGCUGCUGCAGCAACGCUUUGGUAAUCAGCAGGAGCAGCUGCAGCUGCAUCCAGCAGCUCCGGAUACGCAGUCGCUGCACAGCGAAACGGAAACCACCAACUUGACCAACAGUCUGGAGCACAACUCCAUGCCCAAAUCGUUGGAUACGCUGCUCCAAAAGUCGAUGUCGCUGCAGGAUAUUGAGCUGCUGAAUGGCAAGCGUCAGCAGCAGCGUCCGGAUCUGCUGGCCGCCACUGAAUCGGAUGCUAUAAGCGAGGCUGGCAAUGAGCUGGAGGAUGUGGAGAAUCAAACGCCGCCGCCGCAGUCGUUUAUUACCGAAAAGCUUUACAAUGAGUUUCAUGUCAAGACGCGUCAGUAUAGCAAAUCCUCCAGCAGUUUGCAUCAGCUGCGUCACUUCUCGUUGCCACAAAAGAUGCAACUGCAUGAUGCGGAGCGUGAGGAGAAGCGUCAAGUGAAGUUGCAGCAGCAGCAGCAGCACACUAAGGAUUUCCAGCUGGGUGAGCCCAUUACAGGACGACGCGCUGCUGGCGGCGUCUCGCUGCUGGGUGGACUAAUGACGCCCAUGCCCACAGCGCUGUACAUUGAGGAUGACUUGCCGUACUCGAGCGUGCGUGAUUCGCUUGUGAUAAGCAGCCAAGGCAGCGUGGAGCAGCAGCCGGCGCAGCUGAUGCCCACAGCGCUGCUCGAGGAUGACACCAAGGAGAAUAUCUAUGCGGAAAUAUGCGGCAGCUACAGACCUGCCACAGCUGCUGCUGCUGCGUCAGCUUCAGUUUCAGUUGAGGACGAUGAUGAUGGUGACUAUGCCUCACUCAAGUAUCAACAUCAACCCAAUGGACCGCAGUCCAUCAGUCGUGUGGAGAUUAACCACUGCACGCCCGCCAAUAGCGCCAUUAGCUAUCACACCGUCUACCUGGGGGCGGAACCUCUGGGUGAGCGUCAUGCAGUCGCCAAAGCAGCCGCUUCGGCUCAGCAUAUAACCACCGUGGAGCUGGCGGGUGAGGAUAACAUAUACAACACGCUCAAAUGAUGAUUCAUGUGAUUUCGGCGACGUCGUUUAGCCGGCGCCAAGGGGCUAUUUUGAAUAUAUAUCUAUGUAUUUUUUCUUUAAUUUUAAUUUAACAUUAAGACGAAAGGCGAACAAAGCUCUAAAUGCUUUAAAGGAUUCAGCUUAAAACAUAUUUUAGUUAAACUUGCAAGCAAAGUUGAUCGAUCAGUCAACUCACAAGAACAAUAUAACGACUUUAUAUACAUUAUAAAAAAAAAUUAAUAAAUUUGAUAGACUGUAGUUUUAGCUUAUAUUGGGGUCGUGGUUACAAUACCCAA